ACAAACAGCAAAGUAAUCUUUCCCAAGUGUCGUCGUGGAUGUUUCACCAUCGGAGUAUUUUUCUUGUGGCACGCAGCAGGUCUUGCUUUUGGAUUCUUCCAACAUGUCGAGCUCGUACCGAAGCAGGAUCCAGGAUUUCAAGGUGGCCUUGAGUGAAGAGAAGCUAGACUUAAAGGCGCUUCGGGAACUUUGCUUCAGCGGUAUCCCAUUUGAAGGAGGCAUCCGUGCACUUUGCUGGAAAGUCCUGCUCAAUUACCUGCCUCUGGACCAGAUGAUAUGGGACUCCUUCCUCAAAAAGCAGAGGGAGGUGUAUUCCCAGUUCCUAAAGGAGAUGAUCAUCCAGCCAGGCAUCAUUAAGGCCAAUCUGGGACUUUCCAGAGAGGAUGUGACGAUGGAGGACCACCCUCUCAACCCCAACCCAGACAGCAAGUGGAACAACUACUUCAGAGACAACGAGGUGCUGCUGCAGAUUGAUAAAGAUGUCCGGCGCUUGUACCCCGACAUGGCGUUCUUCCAGUGGCCCACAGACUAUCCCUGCCAGCUGAUCCUGGAUCCCCAGAACGACUACGAGACACUCAGGCGCCGCGUGGAACAGACCACCCUCAAGGCCCAGACUGUGGACCGCAACCGCAGCGGGGUCACCAAUGUGAGCUCCCCGGGCAAGGCCCUUAACCUCUACCCGUCCAACGAGUACGAGGUGCUGCCCAGCGGCUGCGAGGCCCACUGGGAGGUGGUGGAGCGCAUCCUGUUCAUCUACGCCAAGCUCAACCCGGGCAUUGCCUACGUGCAGGGCAUGAACGAGGUGGUGGGCCCCAUUUACUACACCUUUGCCAUCGACCCCAACAACGAGUGGAAAGAGCACGCCGAGGCGGACACCUUCUUCUGUUUCACCAACCUGAUGUCAGAGAACCGGGACAUGUUCAUCAAGAGCCUGGACGACUCGCAGUGCGGCAUCACCUACAAGAUGGAGAGCGUCUACUCCAUGCUCAAAGAGAAGGACAUGGACCUCUAUAUGAAAUUGCAGGAGCAGAACAUCAAGCCGCAGUACUUCACCUUCCGCUGGCUGACCCUGCUGCUGUCCCAGGAGUUCCUCCUGCCCGACGUCAUCCGCAUCUGGGACACACUCUUCUCCGACCAGGACCGCUUCGACUUCCUCAUCCUGGUCUGCUGCGCCAUGCUCGUACUGAUUCGAGAUCAGUUGCUGGCAGGAGACUUCACGGUCAACAUGAGACUGCUGCAGGACUACCCCAUCUCAGAUGUCCACACCAUCCUGGCCAAAGCCAAGGAGCUUCAAGAUGGCUCAUAGCCACCCCUCCCCCUUCUAUCUCCCUCUCCUGGUUGGGGGGGAGGCACCAAUGAAACUGGUAACCCUAGGUGACAAUGAGUCCCCAUUGCACCCUGGAAGGAAGAGGAAGCCACCUGGUGCCAGGGUGGUACACAAGGGUGGUGCACAGUUUGUCGAAGAAACCAAACUCAAUACUUAGACUUCUCGUCUCACUCUCACGGCCUGACAGUAUUUCCACUCUCUCAGAGAGGGGUGUGUGGGCUCAAGCUAUUUAUUUUUGCACUGAACACUUGAGAAAACGACAAUCUACAUGUAUGAAGCAGAGAAACCACUUACCCAUACAGCAGCGUCAUUAUAAAGUUUGUCAGUGCUAUUAUAACACUCCUAGGUUUUUUAAAUACUACAGGUUUUUUUUUCAAUUUUUUUAGUGUGGUGGGAAUUACCUUUUUUUACUUUAUAAGUGAACAUGGUUAUUUUUUAUUGUGGAGCUCAUACGAAAGACGACAUAUAAUACUGCUGUGGAAAGUCUAUCCACAACAAAAAAUGUCCAGAGCCAAAAAUGCUGCCACACAGAGCGCAUAGGAUUUAGUUUAAGAGUAUAGAUUGUUACUAGGAUCAUAUGCCUUUGGUAAUGGGCCCUUUGAAAUGUGAAGGUCCUCUCUCUGUUUGUAUAAACUGGCCAGUUUAUAGCCAGCCAGUUGUAACCUCUCUCUUGAAUCUCCAAUAUUAAUGUAUGUUUGCAAAUGUUGCUAUGAAACCAAUGGGGUGUGAAACCUGUACCUUACUCACUAACAUAUAGUGCAUUCUUAUACGUUAGCCCAAAUGCUAGUGACGCAACAGGCAGGCAGGAAGGAAACGGUAAAUUAACCCUUGAUUGUCUUAAUUUCAGCCUUAGGGGGAAAUUGAUACAGUGAUGAUUAUAAGGUCUAUUUUGAUGUAAGGGCAUUACUUUUCAAACAAAACCAUCAAAUUGAAUUGGGCAUUCAGGUUUUUAAUAAUAUAUUUUGAGUCAUAUCUUAAUAUAUUUUGAGUUAUUUCUGGUCGCAUUAAAAAAAGUGGUUCACAUGUAAAGCAUAAGUUUUAAGUGAAGCAUAACACAAUUUUUGCUCUGCAUACUGUUAGACUAUUACAGAGAACAAAUUAUUGACAAUCAUAACUAAAUAUGCAUCAUGGAUAAUUUAAUGACAUUGAAAUGCUAUGAUGAUAACAUUUCUGUACUCAGAUAAUGGAAUUGACAGAUAACAGAGUUGAUGACUGAAAAUCACUAUGAUUGAAUGUUAUAGAUUUUUUAUCUCAAAAGCGCUAACAGUUACCACAAAGUUAAUACACCAUUGAAAUGUACCUUUUCAAACUGUAGGAUCUAUAUAAUAAUGUGAUACUUCAUUAAGUACACAGAGAAUGGCUUGCUUUGUAUUGAUAAUUUAAUCAUUAUUGUGAGAAUGAUACAGCUCACAAAACAGUUACCUUUUUGCGUUUCAGUUUUAUUGGGACUCCCUAGAACUUCCAGGUAUCGCCGUCCAUGUCUGUCUACAUUCUAACACUAUUUCAGGGGCAAGAUGGUAUCCUCCAACUGACAAAUUGGAGGAUACCUUGGCAGGAAUUUGUACAAAUUGACAGUCUGUGACUAGCUAUGGUUCAAUGUAGCAUUAUUGUACUAAAGUGAGGUACUAACGGAUACUACAUUACCAAAAGUAUGUGGACACCUGGUCGUCGAACAUCUCAUUCCAAAAUCAUGGGCAUUAAUAUGGAG
Coregonus clupeaformis (lake whitefish) is the source of this 3035-nucleotide messenger RNA. RefSeq names its product TBC1 domain family member 13. Gene Ontology annotation, molecular function: GTPase activator activity. The coding region runs from base 104 to 1306 and encodes 400 amino acids. Lineage: Eukaryota; Metazoa; Chordata; Actinopteri; Salmoniformes; Salmonidae. The record is from RefSeq and is a predicted model, not a curated record. The transcript has 12 exons. Gene Ontology annotation, biological process: activation of GTPase activity; intracellular protein transport.